AUUAAAAUUUUUAGUGUAAGAAAAACUGAAAGUGUGAUUGUCAUGUUGGAGCUUGGGGGACAGAAGUUAAAAGAUUAUUUUGAUAAAUGGAAUGGGCAAAAUACAAACAAAGAGAAGUUAAUUAGCAAACUCAUUAAAGGUGCGGCUAUAGCACUCGAACAAUUCCAUAAACAUGGUUUUCAUAUGGAUGUUCACGAAGGUAAUUUUCUCGUAGCUCUUAAUCCAGACCAGUCUGAACAAAAUCCGAAUAUGAAAGAUAGUCGGGAAAUUAAUUGCAAGCUUAUAGAUUUUGAUACUUCUAUUAUUAAUGCUGAAAAUCAUUUUCCUUUAUUUGAUAUUAUGGCGAUAGGUAACAUUGCUCCAGAAAUACGUGGCCAUAUUCGUGCCAAUAUAACCGAUAAAGCAGAUGUUUGGGCAUUUGGCUUAAUGGUUAAUCGAUUAUACAACAACAUACAAUAUUUAGGUUAUACAUAA
This is a messenger RNA of Meloidogyne enterolobii, 474 nucleotides long. The record is from the annotation of a GenBank genome assembly. NCBI's taxonomy places the organism in Eukaryota, Metazoa, Nematoda, Chromadorea, Rhabditida, Meloidogynidae.